AUGAACGAAUUUGCAGAUAUUCAUAUACGUUGGAACAAUGGUCAAGAUUUACUGCUGACUGUAUCUUUGUAUAAUGAUAACAUGGGAGAUAUCAAGCAGCUGAUUCGAAAGAAUGCUGUUGAACAAACAUCCAAGAAAACGAUUCGCUUGAUACACCGGGGACAGCUACUCAACAACGAUUUAUACACAUUGUCAGACUACGGCAUCCAACAACAACACAUCUUUAUCCAUUGCGCUUUAUCAGAUCCCAUUAUUCCAACCAACAUUAUUUAUGACAUUGAAACUACAGACAAAAAUGAUUCCAUUUCUGGGUUUGAUAAACUGCGUGAAUCUGGUUACAAUGAAGAGGAAAUUCGCUCCAUACGACUGCAAUUCCAUCAAAUGCAGUCAACAUCCAACUAUGUAGAUGGAGAGCCACCUAGUGAUCAAGAUUUACAACUGGAAGAAGAAUGGAUGGAGCAUACUGGCAGAAGAUUACCAGAAGGAUACGCACAAGGUUCAUUCAAAGAGAUGAUGUGUGGAUUACUAUUGGGCUGUUUCUUGGGAGUUUUAUGCUUGUUUUGGGUUAGAGAAUCUGUAUUUACCAGGAGACAUCAGAUGGGUAUUUUAGCUGGUAUGCUCAUCAAUGUGUCUUGCGGCAUCAACUAUGUAUACUACUAA
This is a messenger RNA of Mucor velutinosus, 660 nucleotides long. RefSeq lists its product as uncharacterized. The coding region runs from base 1 to 660 and encodes 219 amino acids. Gene Ontology annotation, cellular component: Dsc E3 ubiquitin ligase complex; endoplasmic reticulum. NCBI's taxonomy places the organism in Eukaryota, Fungi, Mucoromycota, Mucoromycetes, Mucorales, Mucoraceae. Gene Ontology annotation, molecular function: protein binding. The transcript is spliced from 6 exons. The record is from RefSeq and is a predicted model, not a curated record.